AUGACGAACCUCGAGACCGACCAGAACCCCGCCGACGACGGCUGGGCUUGCUGGGCGACGCUCGCGCGACCGUUGUUCAAGUGGGCUGGUGGAAAACAACGUUUCCUCUGGGAGCAUCGGGAGCGAAUCCCGGAAGGCUUCAACACGUACCACGAGCCGUUUGGAGGUGGUCUGUCCGUCUUCUUCCACGUUGCUGCUCGCAGUUCUAGCCCUGUUAAAGCUGUUCUAGCCGAUGUGAACCUAAGGGUCAUCCGCACUUAUGAAGAGGUCAAAUGGGAGCCGGAUGUCGUUUCGGACCGCCUAAGACAACUCGAGGCCGGCUAUAACGUUGCGACCGACAAAGUCGCUUUCUAUCUCGAUGUCCGCGCACAGCACAACCGAACGUAUCCUCGACCCGACGCCGCUCGAUUCAUCUUCCUGAUGAAAGUUGCGUGGAACGGGGUCUUCCGCAUCAAUCAGGCCGGAUCGUUCAACGUACCGCACGGAAAUCUGAAGGCUGCACUGCGCCUCCCGUCGCUCGAGGAAGUCACCGGCGUGAGCGUCGCGCUCUCGCAAUCGCGGCUUCGCGCGCAGUCAUGGGAGACAGGCCUCAACGAUAUGCAGCCUGGCGACUUCGCCUUUUUUGAUCCGCCCUACUUCCAUGACGAUAAUCGUCGCGAUCUUUACGAGCGGAAUCGGGUUUUCACUUUCUCUGACCAAAUCCGCCUCGCAGACGCUCUCGUGGAUCUCAAACAGCGUGGGGUCGACUUUCUGCUCACAAAUUCUGCACGGCCACAGAUGAUUCAGCUUUACCGUGACCGCGGCUUGCGCGUCGAAGAAAUCGAAGUCCAUCGCAGUAUUAGCUCAAAAACCCAGGGUCGUGGGCGUGAAGGCGAGCUCGUAGUGACCCCCGGAACGCAGUCGGACAGCCCGCAGCUCAUCAAGGCGCGUUUGCGUCUGAUGAUGAAAGACAUUUAG
This is a messenger RNA of Cyphomyrmex costatus, 957 nucleotides long. Its product is annotated as modification methylase DpnIIA-like. The transcript has a single exon. Gene Ontology annotation, molecular function: sequence-specific DNA binding; S-adenosyl-L-methionine binding; site-specific DNA-methyltransferase (adenine-specific) activity. Gene Ontology annotation, biological process: mismatch repair; DNA restriction-modification system. The coding region runs from base 1 to 957 and encodes 318 amino acids. The record is from RefSeq and is a predicted model, not a curated record. NCBI's taxonomy places the organism in Eukaryota, Metazoa, Arthropoda, Insecta, Hymenoptera, Formicidae.